Pteropus alecto (black flying fox) is the source of this 1187-nucleotide messenger RNA. It is a transcript of the gene FOXI1, whose product is annotated as forkhead box I1. The record is from RefSeq and is a predicted model, not a curated record. NCBI's taxonomy places the organism in Eukaryota, Metazoa, Chordata, Mammalia, Chiroptera, Pteropodidae. The coding region runs from base 54 to 1187 and encodes 377 amino acids. Gene Ontology annotation, biological process: regulation of transcription by RNA polymerase II; cell differentiation; anatomical structure morphogenesis. Gene Ontology annotation, molecular function: RNA polymerase II cis-regulatory region sequence-specific DNA binding; DNA-binding transcription factor activity, RNA polymerase II-specific. The transcript has 2 exons.
CAGCUCCCCUGUGCAGGUGGCACGCAGGUGGCUCCCCUGAGCGCAGCCCCAGCAUGAGCUCCUUCGACCUGCCGGCUCCCUCGCCGCCUCGCUGCAGCCCCCAGUUCCCCAGCAUCGGCCAGGAGCCCCCCGAGAUGAACCUUUACUACGAGAACUUCUUCCACCCCCAGGGCGUGCCCAGCCCUCAGCGGCCCCCCUCUUUUGAGGGGGGCGGCGAGUACGGGGCCACCCCCAACCCCUACCUCUGGCUAAACGGGCAGGCCAUGACCCCGCCGCCCUACCUGCCCGGCCCCAGCGCCAGCCCCUUCCUGCCCCAGGCCUACGGCGGCGUGCAGAGGCAGCUGCUGCCCAGCGUGCCCGGGCUGGGGGGCGGCGACCUGGGCUGGCUGCCCAUCCCGUCGCAGGAGGAGCUAAUGAAGCUGGUGCGGCCCCCCUACUCCUACUCGGCGCUCAUCGCCAUGGCCAUCCACGGGGCGCCGGACAAGCGCCUGACCCUCAGCCAGAUCUACCAGUACGUGGCCGACAACUUCCCCUUCUACAACAAGAGCAAGGCCGGCUGGCAGAACUCCAUCCGCCACAACCUGUCGCUCAACGACUGCUUCAAGAAGGUGCCUCGCGACGAGGACGACCCGGGCAAAGGGAAUUACUGGACUCUGGACCCCAACUGCGAGAAGAUGUUCGACAACGGGAAUUUCCGCAGGAAGAGGAAGAGAAAGUCGGAUGUUUCCUCCGGGGCGGGGGGCUCCUUGGCCUCAGAGAAAGCGGAGAGCGGUCUCCUGGCGGGUAGCCCCAAGGCCACAGACGCCCAGGACAUCUUGGACAGCAGUUCCCCAGGCACCACCAGCUCCCCGGAGCAGCGGCCGUCCCCCGCCCCGUGCCUCAGCAGCUUCCUCUCCACCAUGACCGCCUUCGUGAGCGGGUCGGGCCCCGCCGGCCGCCCCGUGGCCGCGCCGGGACUGAACGCCGAGCCCGCUGACAAGGCGGGACAGAACCUGGUGCACUUCAGCUCCUACACGCCGCUCACCAGCCUCGGCGGCUCGGGGGCGGCCGGCGAAUGGGCCAACCCCGUGCCCGCCAACGCUCUCGGCUACGGAGGCUCCGUCCUCAACCAGUUCAGCCCUCAUUUCUACAACAGCGUCAACACGAACAGCAGCGUCCUCUACCCCAGGGAGGGCACCGAGGUCUAG